Acanthamoeba castellanii str. Neff is the source of this 2052-nucleotide messenger RNA. RefSeq names its product acylCoA synthetase. The transcript is spliced from 15 exons. Bases 1 to 2052 code for a protein of 683 amino acids. Gene Ontology annotation, molecular function: long-chain fatty acid transmembrane transporter activity; long-chain fatty acid-CoA ligase activity. The record is from RefSeq and is a predicted model, not a curated record. Lineage: Eukaryota; Discosea; Longamoebia; Acanthamoebidae.
AUGGCGAGUCGCGGUGGUAGCGCCGCUCCCUCUUCUUCGUCUGUCCUUCCUGAAUGGCUGCGCAGCGUGACAGCGAAGCAAGCUGCUCUGGCUGGCCUGGGCGUGUCGGCCGCCCUCGGCUAUGCCUACCUCAACUCCAUGAGCCCCGACCUUAGCAAGGACUUCGGGACCAUCAUGCGCCUCGCUCGGGUGAAGCGGAAGGUGGACUCGGCGCUCAAGAACAAACAGACCGUGGCCGACAUGUUCAACGCGGUGCUCCAGGCCCACCCCAACAAGGAGGCCAUCGUGUUUGUCGACAAGCAAGACCAUCUGACCCGCAACACCAAGGUGAGCAACACCAAGGUGAGCUACACCUACGCCGAAGUCGAAGCCGAGUCCAACAAAGUCGCCAACUGGGCCCUAUCCAUCGGGCUCAAGGAGAAGGACGUCGUUGCGCUGAUGAUGGACAACCGACCCGAGUUCAUCUUCAUGUGGCUGGGGAUGACCAAGAUCGGCGUCCUGACUUCGCUCAUCAACACCAACCUGCGCGGCCACGUGUUGCGUCACUCGAUGGCGGUGUGCAAGGCCACGCACUACUUUGUCGGUCACGAGCACAUGGACGUGAUUUCGCGCGAGUUGGUGAGCGACUUGGGCGGCAAGUGGUACUCGUGCGGCGGUCCUGCUCCGGAGGGGAAUCUGUUCGAUCUGGACAGCCUCCUGGCCGUCAGCAACAACACCACCGCCAUUCCGCGCUCUUUCCGGGCCAACACUUCGGCCACCGACAAGCUCUUCUACAUCUACACGAGGCACGCGGCUCUGGUUUCGCACCUCAAGUUCCUGACUGCGGGACUCGGCUUUGUGGACCUGAUGGACGUCGGGGAGAACGACAGGCUCUACACGGCGCUGCCGCUCUACCACUCCGCCGCCACCCUCAUCGGCGUGAGCACCACCUGGAACGGCAUGGGCACGCUGAUUCUGCGCCGCAAGUUCUCGGCCAACAGCUUCUGGGAGGACAUCGCCACCCACAAGGCGACCGUGUUUCAGUACAUUGGCGAGCUAUGUCGCUAUCUGCUCUCGCACCCGCCCAAGCCCUCGGACUCCCAGCACCAGCUGCGUCUGGCAAUCGGCAACGGCCUCCGCCCCGACAUUUGGGCCGAGUUCCAGAAGCGCUUCAAUAUUCCCCAGAUCGGCGAGUUCUACGCUGCGACGGAGGGCAACGUGGCGCUGCUGAACAGCUUCAACAAGGUGGGCGCCGUGGGCUACCUCUCGCCCCUCAUCCGCAUGGUGCACCCCGGGCGCCUGGUCAAGUUCGACGUCGAAUCGGAGAUGCCCGUCAGAGACCCCAAGACCGGCUUCUGCCUCGGUACGGCCGUGCACACUGAUCGACUUGAAGAGAGCACUGCGCCGCUGGGCCGCUGCUUCCUGGGCGCACCUCACACGUAUCCGCACGUUCGAUGUCUGAGUGUAGAGUGCGAGCAGAACGAGAUCGGCGAGAUGCUGGGCAACAUCAAGCCCGACGACCCUCUGCGCCAGUUCCUGGUCCUGCGCGAUGUAUUCACCAAGGGUGACAUGUGGUUCAGAACCGGAGACCUCCUCCGCAUCGAUCGGGAGGGCUACGUGUACUUUGUGGACCGGAUCGGCGACACGUUCCGAUGGAAGGGCGAGAACGUCGCCACGACCGAGGUGGCCGAGGUGAUCACCACCGGCAACGUCGGCGUCCAGGAAUGUAACGUCUACGGCGUCAAAGUCCCGCACAAGGACGGUCGUGCUGGCAUGGCCUGCAUCAUCCCCGUGGACCGGGCCACGUUUGACAUGGCCGCCCUCUACAAACUGGUGAGGACGGAGCUGCCGCUCUACGCCGCUCCGCUCUUCGUACGCGUGACCACGGCGGCCAUGGACGUGACGGGCACCUUCAAGCACAAGAAGACCGAGCUCGUCGAGCAGGGCUUCAACCCGCACGUCAUCACCGACGACGAGCUCUACUUCCGGGACGACCUCAAGGGCGCCUUCGUGCCGCUGACCAAGGACCUCUACCAGCGCAUCACCAACAACACCACCGAAGCCAAGCUCUGA